Molecule: messenger RNA, 3232 nt
Organism: Hyaena hyaena (striped hyena)
Lineage: Eukaryota; Metazoa; Chordata; Mammalia; Carnivora; Hyaenidae
Gene: KIRREL1
Product: kirre like nephrin family adhesion molecule 1
Exons: 15
Coding region: 45-2366 (773 amino acids)
Biological process (GO): cell-cell adhesion
Cellular component (GO): cell-cell junction
Molecular function (GO): cell adhesion molecule binding
Source: RefSeq, a predicted model, not a curated record
UCCGCCGCCAACUCGGGGCCCCGGCGCGGCGGGCGGCGGGCAGCAUGCUCAGCCUCCUCGUCUGGAUCCUCACUCUCUCCGACACUUUCUCCCAAGGGACCCAGACCCGCUUCAGCCAGGAGCCUGCGGACCAGACGGUGGUGGCGGGACAGCGGGCGGUGCUCCCCUGCGUGCUGCUCAACUACUCGGGCAUCGUGCAAUGGACCAAGGACGGGCUGGCACUGGGCAUGGGCCAGGGCCUCAAAGCCUGGCCGCGGUACCGGGUCGUGGGCUCUGCGGACGCCGGGCAGUACAACCUGGAGAUCACGGACGCCGAGCUGUCUGACGACGCCUCCUACGAGUGCCAGGCCACGGAGGCUGCCCUGCGCUCGCGACGGGCCAAGCUCACCGUGCUCAUCCCCCCAGAGGACACCCGGAUCGAUGGCGGCCCCGUGAUCCUGCUGCAGGCGGGCACGCCACACAACCUCACGUGCCGAGCCUUCAACGCCAAGCCGGCUGCCACCAUCAUCUGGUUCCGGGACGGGACGCAGCAGGAGGGCGCAGUGGCCAGCACGGAGCUGCUCAAAGAUGGGAAGAGGGAGACCACCAUCAGCCAGCUGCUCAUUAACCCCACAGACCUGGACAUCGGGCGUGUGUUCACCUGCCGCAGUGUGAACGAGGCCAUCCCGAGUGGCAAGGAGACGUCCAUCGAGCUGGACGUGCACCACCCUCCCACGGUGACCCUGUCCAUUGAGCCACAGACGGUACAGGAGGGUGAGCGCGUCGUCUUCACGUGCCAGGCCACAGCCAACCCCGAGAUCCUGGGCUACAGGUGGGCCAAGGGGGGCUUCGUGAUUGAAGAUGCCCACGAGAGUCGCUAUCAGACAAAUGUCGACUACUCUUUCUUCACGGAGCCCGUGUCCUGUGAGGUUCACAACAAAGUGGGGAGCACCAAUGUCAGCACCUUAGUAAAUGUCCACUUUGCCCCCCGGAUCGUAGUUGACCCUAAGCCCACGACCACAGAUAUUGGCUCUGAUGUGACCCUCACGUGUGUCUGGGUAGGGAAUCCUCCCCUCACCCUCACCUGGACCAAAAAGGAUUCAAACAUGGGGCCCAGGCCUCCUGGCACCCCACCCGAGGCUGCUCUCUCUGCCCAGGUUCUGAGUAACAGCAACCAGCUGCUGCUGAAGUCAGUGACCCAGGCCGACGCCGGCACCUAUACCUGCCGGGCCAUCGUGCCUCGGGUGGGAGUGGCCGAGAGGGAGGUGCCCCUCUACGUGAACGGGCCCCCCAUUAUCUCCAGCGAGGCGGUGCAGUACGCCGUCAGGGGUGACGGUGGCAAGGUGGAGUGUUUCAUCGGGAGCACGCCGCCCCCCGACCGCAUUGCCUGGGCGUGGAAGGAGAACUUCCUGGAGGUGGGGACCCUGGAGCGCUACACGGUGGAGAGAACCAACUCGGGCAGCGGGGUGCUGUCCACACUCACCAUCAACAACGUCAUGGAGGCCGACUUCCAGACACACUACAACUGCACAGCCUGGAACAGCUUUGGGCCGGGCACGGCCAUCAUCCAGCUGGAAGAGCGAGAGGUGCUGCCCGUGGGCAUCAUCGCCGGGGCCACCAUCGGGGCGGGCAUCCUGCUCACCUUCUUCUUCAUCGCCUUGGUGUUCUUCCUCUAUCGCCGCCGCAAAGGCAGUCGCAAGGACGUGACCCUGAGGAAGCUGGACAUCAAGGUGGAGACGGUGAACCGCGAGCCACUCACGAUGCACUCUGACCGGGAGGAUGACACUGCCAGUGUGUCCACUGCCACUCGGGUCAUGAAGGCCAUCUAUUCGUCCUUCAAGGAUGACGUGGACCUGAAGCAGGACCUGCGCUGCGACACCAUGGACACGCGGGAGGAGUACGAGAUGAAGGACCCCACCAACGGCUACUACAACGUGCGCGCCCACGAGGACCGGCCGGCGUCGCGGGCCGUGCUCUACGCCGACUACCGCGCCCCCGGGCCCGCGCGCUUCGACGGGCGCCCGGCCUCGCGCCUCUCGCACUCGAGCGGCUACGCGCAGCUCAGCUCCUACGGCCGCGCCCCCGCGUCCGACUUCGGCCCCGAGCCCGCCGGCCCCGGGCCCGCCGCCCCCGCCGGCGCCGACGCGGCCGGCCCGCUGUCCUACGAGAACUACGACAAGUUCAACCCCCACCCCUUCCCCGCGGCCGCCGGCUACCCCACCUACCGACUGGGCUACCCGCAGGCGCCGCCGUCGGGCCUGGAGCGGACCGCGUACGAGCCCUACGACCCCAUCGGCAAGUACGCCACGGCCACGCGCUUCUCCUACUCGUCCCAGCACGCGGACUACGGCCAGCGGUUCCAGCAGCGCAUGCAGACUCACGUGUAGGCCCGGAGCGCCGCGCGGGCCGCCUCUGCGGGGCGGAGGCCCAGGCUCGCCCGGCCGGUCCCUGAUAUUCAGGGGCGAGGCGCGCCGCCCUGGCAGCUGGGGAGCAGGUCUCCCGGAAACACCCCCUUCCGAGGAUGGUGCUCUGUGCAUGCCCCAGCCUCCUGGGCCUGCUCUUCCCUCUUCUUCGGGAGGACGUGUGUCUUCUGACCUGCGCUCUCCCCUGGCCCCGCACGGGGGUGGGGGCCGGGAAGCGAAGGUGGUGGAGGGCCGGCCGAGGGGGCACUUUUGAGCAUUCCCAUUCUGCCCCACCCCUCCCGGCUCCCCCAAGUGGACAGGGCCGUGUGAGCAGGAGCAGGCGAAGGCCGAGGGCACAUGCGGGUGGGGGUGGGAGCGGGACCGCCUGGCCAGCCCCUCUGUUCUCGGCGCUCGGACCCCGGCAGGGUCCCUUCUCCCGGGGGACCGCAGAAGGGACGGUGGGUUUCUUGUAGCUGUCCGCACGACAGCCCUGGCACUGAGUUCGGAUCCAGCCGUCGGUCCGGCUGAGAUGAACGUCAGUGCCGGCCAGCAGGGCUGCGCACCGUGGACGCCUGUCUGUCAGCCUUCGCAGGAUCCCCGCGUCUCCAGUACCAACCCCCUCCCUGCUCCUCCGUGCAGGGCCAGCCGGACAGGUCAGGGUCAAGGUGGAGAAAGGACCGGUGGGGAACCGUGUCCACCAGCAGGAAGGCUGUGUGCUACAGAGCAGUUUCCAGAGCCCCCUCUAGAGGAGCCCCUUCCCUCCCCAGUGGGCCCUGCGUCCUGGCUUUAACUCUGGGGAGCCCUGGGGAGACGGGGCGUGGGGGGGGGAGUGAUAGGUUAUUCUUCAAAGA